UGUUACAUCAACUUUGUCAUUUGUUGUAAUUUAAAGAUGCACUUUCUUAAAGGGUGUCCACAACCUACUCCAUGGAGAUGUUUUUGCUUUCACAGUACUUGUCUUUCUUAAUUUUAUUACAUAUUUUUGUAUGUCUGAAAAGCAAACAAAAGUAUCAAGUCUGACUGCGAGUGGGCUAGCCUUUGUAUAUAUGUGGUGGGUGGACUGCUAUAUUAUUAUGCUGGUUUUAUUGUUGCUUUUAUCUCUUUAUCUGUUACAGUGAAAGUAAUUGCAUCUACAGUAAACUUAGAUACGCUAGUUCAUCUUUGAAGUUCAAAUUAGAACACAUUUACCACACAAUAAUCAUAACAAUAAUAAUUUUAUGAGCCUUAUGAAUGUCAUAAAAUUGUUAUAAAAUCCCUAGAGACAACUGCUUCCUGUUACAAAUGUAUUCUAGCACGACUACACUGAACGCAUGAGGGAGUAUCCUGUCCCUCUGUCAGUCUGUUGAUAACAGGACCAAACUAGGACAUGUAUAUUUGGGCCAGAGCAUACCACAAGGAGGACACCCACUAUUAACCUAAUUCUGAUUUCUUCUGAAGUCUUUGCUAAUUCGCACUCCCUCUCUGACAGACUGUUGUGUCUUUCCCUUUCUCUCAACACAUAAUUGUAUUUUUUUAGAAUAGCAAAAAAACAAAUUAUGAUAUCAGGACUAACUGCUCAGAAUGCCUGGAUGGUAGGGGGCAGGAAUAGUAGGUGGAGGGACAGAGAUUCUGUGUAGUUGUUCUGUAGGUUGCUAGUUCAGUCCCUGGUCCCAUUACUGCAUUGUACCAUUGUACUCUUGAGCUGGACACCCACCUGCCUUGUCUCAAGUGUCUGUUAGCGGGUGUGGAGCAGGCUGGGGCUGGAGCUGGCGGGGUCACCUCACAUGGGAGAGCUCCUGCGCCCACUGCUGGCACACGGGCAUCAUGGCAGGGGUCAGAGAGCGCCCAGGGGCCAGAGAGCGCAGCUCCCGACUCCAGAGGCCGUGGUCCGUGUACAGAGCCAGUACUCUGGAGCUGUCCAACGAGAUGAUGGGGCUGGCUCUGGCAGGAAACAGCCAGGACCCAGAUGAGCCAGUGCUGGAGUUUGGCUUGGCCUGCUCUGACCUGGUGACCCCUGCCAUGGACCGAAAACCCAACAGCUUCAUCGCUGUGAGCUGCACCACCCCUCCCCAGGCGUUCUGGACCAAGCACACCCAGACUGAGAUCAUAGAGUUACUCUUACAACGUAUUGUCCAGGGCACCAGUAGCCCGAGCUUCCUGAGCAGCGUGGCCUUUUUCCAGGACUCCAGCAUCAGUCAGCACACUCAGAUCAAACUGGCUGUGUACGAUGUCAAGGAGCGCUCUCAGGGGACGAUGUACAUGUUGGGGUCAGCUCUGUUCCCUCUCAAAGAGCUGUUACAGGAUCAGACAGGGCAGCUGCAACUGGAGCUCAGGUCAGCAGAGAACGAGCGUGUGGGCGUGGUUUUGGUGCGUACGUGGGGCAGGGAGGAGCGGGUGGACUGGAGACUGUCAGCGGGACAUUUAAGAGAUAGUACUCGGACUGUGCUGCCUGUGGACCAGAGCCUCACCGAGUCCAUGGGAGCCCGCAUCAAGUACGCCUCACUGAGCCAUGACUGCCUGCUGCGUUCAGUGUUUGGAGGCACCAUGUCGCGGAUGUACCGGCUGCCCCGCACAGACGGCUCCCACCUGCGCGUCCUGGAGCAGAUGGCCGAGAGCGCUCUGUCGCUGAACGUGCCCCGACAGCUCGUCAAACUACUGCUGGAGGAGGACGCAGCCAGAGUGUGUGAGCUGGAGCAGCUCGGGGAGUUGUCUCCAUGUUGGGAGAGCCUUCGGAGACAGAUUGUGUCCCAUUACCACAGCAACAUUCUGUCCUACCAGGAAGCCCAGAGCCACCUCAGCUCCUACAGGGGUCCUUCAUUCAAAGCCAGUAACCUGAAGGCGGAGAGGAAGUUGGAGUUCAUGCCCACCAACCUGCACAUUCAGAGGAUGAGAGUGCGGGACGAGCUGGGCCUGGAGAGCACCUACGAUGUGGUGACUGUGGGUGCUCCAGCCGCUCAUUCUCAGGGCUUCAAGAGCAACGGUCUACGUAAACUACUCCAUAAGUCUGAAGAGGCCAAGAAACAGGAUGCCUCCUCCUGUCAGUCCCUGGUCCACAGCUCACAGGAGAUGGUCCGGGCUAAAGAGCUGAUCAGCCAGAUCACCACACUGAGGACUCAGGUCAGCUACUACGCCGAGCGAGUGUCCCGUGCCGCCAAAGACCACUCUGCCAGCGGAUUAGAGAGGACGCUGCCACCCCUCACGGACAAGACGCGACAGUUGGUGACAGUUUGUGACUGUAAGCUGCUGGCCUCGGCGGUCCAGGCUCUGACCGCAGCCCGUCCCGAGUACAUCGCCUCGGCCGCGUCGCCCUCUGCUGACCGGGAGCAUGUAGUGCUGAGGAACGACCAGGACUCAUUGCUGGCCAAGUGGAGUGGACGCAACAGCCGCGGAGGGUCACUGCAGCCUGACUGGCCUGAGCAGGAGUGGGAGAACGUGUGGGCCAAUGUGGACAAGUCUCUGGAGUGCAUCGUCCAGCGAGUGGACAAACUGCUGCAGAAGGACCGCAGACACAGCCAGUCCAGUGCGGACAGCGGCCUGAGCGGGAUGCAACCCACAACCAAGAGAGGCGAUGCUAAAAGAGCAUAUUGGAUCAAUCCGGGAAAUGUGUCACAUGACCACUCAUCUCCAUCUGCAUGGUCCUCCUCACCCCCCCAGACCUCCACUGCUCCCCUCAGCAGCCUCCAGCAUGUGUCCAAUGGGACCCCCAGCACAGAGGAGAUGAGCCCAGGAGAGUGGAGCGAGGCCCUGUACCCUCUGUUGAUCACACUGACCGACUGUGUGGACAUGAUGAGUGACCGGGCCAAGCAGUCCCUGGUGUUCCUCCUCAUGCAGGAUAGCGCCCCCACCAUCUCCAUGGACACAACGCUGCAGUACCGUCGCGAUGUGGUCUUCUGCCAGACGCUCACAGCGCUCAUCUCUGGUUUCAUCAUCAAACUGAGGAACUGUCUCCGUGACGAUGGCUUCCUACGACAGCUCCACACCAUCGGCCUGCUGGCUCACUUCGAGUCCCUGCUCAGCACCUACGGAGAGGAACUUGCCAUGCUGGAAGACAUGAGUGUGGGAGUCAUGGACCUGCGUAAUGUCACAUUUAAGGUUACCCAGGCAACCAGCAGCUCUGCCCCUGACCUGCUGCCCAUCAUCACGGGCAACAGACACGGCUUCAACGUGCGCAUCCCUCUGCCCGGUGCCAUGUUUGACGCCCUGCCCCGAGAGAUCCAGAGCGGCAUGCUGCUCCGAGUCCAGCCCGUUCACUUCAACGUGGGCAUCAACGAGCAGCAGACCCUGGCAGAGAAGUUUGGAGACACCUCUCUACAGGAGCUCAUUAACGUGGAGAGUUUGGCUUGGCUCAACUCCUACUACGAGCAGUUCAAGGACGUUCUUCCUGAAGACUGCCUGCCGCGGUCCCACUCCCAGACCUGUCUUCCAGAGCUCCUCCGGUUCCUGGGCCAGAAUGUUCACGCCAGAAAGAACAAAAAUGUGGACAUUUUGUGGCAGGCUGCUGAGAUUUGUCGGCGUCUGAACGGAGUGCGCUUCACAAGCUGCAAAAGCGCCAAAGACCGCACGGCCAUGUCUGUGACCCUGGAGCAGUGUCUGAUCCUGCAGCAGGAGCACGGCAUGGCCCCACAGGUGUUCACCCAGGCGCUGGACUGUAUGCGCAGUGAGGGCUGCCGUCGGGAGAACACGCAGAAGAAUGUUGGAUCCAGAAAAUAUGCCUUUAACUCUCUGCAGCUGAAGGCCUUCCCCAGACCCUACCGCCCCCCCAGCGGCACAUUUGGCAAAGCUGAGACCUGAUCAGACCCCUCCUCCUGGUGCCUGUUACUGUGGGUCACAAGGGCAGAAACAACUGUGAGUGUUGUGUACACUGGUCCAAACAUUUCGUUCUCAGAAAAAAGGACUGAAAGAACAUAAAUAAUAUGACUUGAAAGACUGCUGGACUAAAACCACACGUCAAAUCAGCAGAAUAAAAAGGAAAAUAUGGAGUUUUGUUAUGUCUUCAUUUCAACGUCGAGUGGACCUUUUCAGAAAAUGAAGUUUGCAGACACAGGCCGAGCAAUGACUCUUGUUUGGAAAAUGAAGACUUUGCAUUUCCACUAUAAUUAACAUUGAACACUGACACUCAUGUAAAGUGUGUUUAUAUUAUGGUGCUAAAGUGAUUCUAAUGCACAGAUUAGAAUUGUAAAAAGGAAGUAGUCAUAUUUUUAAUGUAGCUAAUUCAACUGAAAACACUGCAGUAUACUUUAACAGACUGGUAGCUGUAUCAUAGGUAGAAUUUCCCCCAAAUCUGUAAGUCAGACUCAGAUUUUCAUGUAACUGAGGCCAUGUUGAAUAUUUUCCAUGUUUUUUUUUUUGUUUUUUUGUUUUUUAAAUAUAAGACUAACAUUUCAAGCCUCACAGCUCACAGCUUUUUUUUUUUUUUUCUUAAUUGCACUGGAAAAUCUUUUUAUUUCUAUUUUCAAGGAAUCGUGCACCUAAUUUGUGUCCACUUGAGUUUAGUUGUUGCACACUUGUAUGGCCGAUAAAGAAAAACCAAAUUAACCUCUUGAACAGUUUUUAAUGGUUUGUUUUUAUUAAUGUAUGCAUUUCUGUUGCUGUUUAUCCAGACCAUAGCCUACGUUAACAUAGGCCUAUGUCUCCAGCCAGCAUGGGCCUUUUGUUUGUAGCUCACUGUAGUCACAUUUCUUGUGCAAAUCAUUUUAUUACAGAAAUGAUUGGGUCCUGAA
Molecule: messenger RNA, 4843 nt
Organism: Boleophthalmus pectinirostris (great blue-spotted mudskipper)
Lineage: Eukaryota; Metazoa; Chordata; Actinopteri; Gobiiformes; Gobiidae
Product: inositol polyphosphate-4-phosphatase type I A-like
Exons: 25
Coding region: 948-3914 (988 amino acids)
Cellular component (GO): cytoplasm
Molecular function (GO): phosphatidylinositol-3,4-bisphosphate 4-phosphatase activity
Source: RefSeq, a predicted model, not a curated record